AUGCAAGGGGCACGCAAGUUAGGUGACUUUGUUGACAAGUUUGUUUCCUUUGAAAAUGAACUACCCAGCUUCAAACAUUUUCUAACAACAGUGCUCAUUUAUCCACUUGAGCCACAACAACGACAUAAAGUAUCGCCUAAGCUCAAAUAUCGUACAAACUAUAAAAAAUAUCUCCGGUUGAUAACCAUUAGUUUGCUUCGAGAAAAGUCAAAGAAUACGUUACUUUGUGGGAUUCCAGAGAAGAAAAAGGCAGUAAUAUAUAAUAAACGAUGUCAACAUUUAUUGAAAUCGUCAUUUUUCAGCAUGAAUGAGCUUUAUUCGUAUAAUUGGUCAAGGGUCUUUCACUUGAUUGGAUCAAUGAGGUUGUCUGAGUUGAUUAUUAAUUGGAAAGGCUUUGUCAAUAAGGAUAGCAGCGGCGCAAGUGAUAGUUACAUACAAGUAUUUGGUGAUGGGUUGACAUACUCGCAAAAGCCAAUUGAACGUGACAAUGAGUACAUUCAAAAGUUUGAUCUUUUGAACAAGGGCCAGAAAAAUCCUUGGUACUGGAAUUACAAGUUAAUCAAGUCGAAAAGUGGUGACGAAUUGAUGAAGGAUAUAUUUAAUGAUUUCAACACGCGUGCAAAAAGAUUUCGACGUGUAAGAAAAGUAUUGGAUAUCAUUGUGAAGAAUGAUGUUAAGUUGAGAUAUGACUCGUUAUAUCAAAAGAUGCUUUUGCAAUCCAAGGUUCUUGAUAUUGACAAUAUACUGAGCAAUGCUAGUAGCUUGGAAGAAGUUAUUAAAUUUAUAUUUGUGAUAUUGGGUAAAUUAUUUACAUUGGAAACAUGGGGUGGUGAUGUCAAUAAAAAGGUUCUACGAGGCAAAAUAAUUGAGUAUCUUAAAUUGGAACCACGUUCCAAGUACCAUAUUCAUGACUUGUGCAAAGGAUUACAAUUAUCAGGUUAUAAAUGGUUUGGUAAGGAUAUCAUUUCAUCAAAACAAGAUUUUGAGAUGAGGUCGAAAAUGAUGAAGCAAUAUAUACUAUGGAUUUUUGAAUCUCUAAUCAAAAAAAUACUUAAAGAAUUUUGGUAUGUCACUGAGUCUUUUGAUGGUAAAAUCAUGUACUUUCCAAGAUACAUUUGGUGCAAGAUAUCGACAUUAUGGCUCGAGAGGUAUGCGCAAACUCAUUUUAUUCAAACUACGCUAACCGGGAAGGAGCUUUACAAUUAUGGAAAGCUCAAGCUAAUUCCCAAGAGGGCUACCUUUAGAUUAGUUUGUGUACCUUCCAAAAGGGAAAUUCAAUAUGAAGGACACAAGAUUGGUGAUGCAAUUUUAAAGAAACAAGAAAUUGAGUUCAAUGUGUUCAGAGCCAAUGAGUUGAGGCCUGUGAGGUUGAUACUUUUGAAAAAAUUUAAUGAAAGAAGCAAGAAAGAAGUUUGCUACAGGACCACCGCCACGUCCAAUCAACAGAUUGCUGAAAGAAUUUUGAGCUUUAGAACCGAGCUUUUAAACAAGUAUGAUGAUACUAUUCCCAAAUUGUAUAUGAUUAAAUUCGAUAUGAAGGAUUGUUACGAUCGUAUCGAUCAAAAACAAUUAUUCAGUAAAGUGAUUGAUUUAUUCAAGAAUGAUCCAUAUGGAACCAAAUACUACUAUCGUACAUAUAUGAAGCUCGAUUCACAAUUGAGAAUAAAACAAGUCAAGUAUGCAGUAGAUACGAAUUUUGCCAAUUUUGAUCUAAUAUCAAGUACUUGCAAUCGUACUGCAUCGCCUGGGAUGUUAGUUGAUAAGGGCAAAACCAUAUAUCUAACGAGAGGUACUAUAUUGCACCAAUGCAUACAACAGAUAUUUGGGGCCAAGGCAAUUGUUCAGGAUCCGGUAACCCAUAAAAUGCGAUAUUAUCGACGUAAGAGGGGAGUUUUCCAAGGAUUUAGUUUACUGAGUAUAUUUUGCGAUAUCAUAUACAGUGCAUUGGUUGCUGAGAAUUUCCGGUUUCUUUGGGACUCGAAAUCGCCAUUUUUGUUAACUAGAUUAGUCGACGAUUUUUUGUUCAUCUCACCAGAUAAGGAGUUGUAUGACAAAGUUUUUAAAAUCAUUCUGGGAGAUAGUCUAACCAAAUAUGGAGCGUAUGUAAACCAUGCCAAGACGACUUUGGUCAAUGAUGAAACGACAGAUGAGACUUUACAAUUUGUAGGAUUAGACAUUGAAAUUGCAACAUUAAAGUUCAAAAAGGAUUAUUCGAAUUUAGCUGCAAGUGGAGCGAUUAUAACUAGUCUGUUUCGCACAUUUCAAGCAUUAUUAAAAUAUUUGAAAUCUUCUUAUUCAAUGAGGUUGCAUCGGUAUAUCUUGAUCAAAGCAAACGAGUUAUUUGAGUCUGUGAAACUUAAUGUGAAUAACUUGUUGGAGUAUAUUCUUGAUGUGUUUAAAAAAGCAUAUAGACGAGUGGUCAAACUGGAUGAGUUUAGGAAUGAAUUGUUCAUUGAGUUUCUAAAGAGUUUGUUUGCUGAUACAUUGACGAAAUUUGUUAAACACAAUUCUCAUGAGUAUGCUGAUGAAUUGGUUGAAAGUAUGAGAUAUUGUUUAGUGUAUUGUUUGAAGAAUGAGCCUGAGUUCCGAGCUGUUGUGAAUUGGUUAUACGCAUGGGAAACAUCAACUGUUUAG
This is a messenger RNA of Lodderomyces oxycetoniae, 2634 nucleotides long. RefSeq names its product Tertp (gene TERT). Gene Ontology annotation, cellular component: telomerase catalytic core complex. Gene Ontology annotation, molecular function: telomeric repeat DNA binding; telomerase RNA binding. Bases 1 to 2634 code for a protein of 877 amino acids. The transcript has a single exon. Lineage: Eukaryota; Fungi; Ascomycota; Pichiomycetes; Serinales; Debaryomycetaceae. The record is from RefSeq and is a predicted model, not a curated record. Gene Ontology annotation, biological process: telomere maintenance via telomerase.